AAACACUUGGUUCAGCCAGACAACUACCGAAUAACGAGGUUCCCUGAACGCCUCACGAUCCUUUGGAACCACGUUAGGACAGCAUCUUCGCUGUCACCGGUUCUGUGACCCUGUGCAGUUGUUGGAAUGUCCAGUUUUUGUUCUUCAUUGUUUCAGCUGGGUCUGAAGAGUGGUUAUGGCUCUGAAGCUGAUCCAGAGAUGUCCGCUUCUCGGGCAGAUCGGGAUUCAACGUUACCCUCCUGUUGGACCCGUGUGCACCACCAGGCUCCUGAGUAUCAGCAGUCAAGGUCUACCCUUAUGUGUAGCUUGCCUGUGUACCUCAGCCAUUCGGAGACAGUCCAGCAAAAAGCCCCAGUCGGACUGCGGGAUAAGAAGCCUGACCACCAUCGUGAAGGAGCCGUCCUUCGUCGCUAGCAGCUCUGUAGGACUCCACAGAGAUUCAGGCCCUCGGUUCCGUUUGACCCAGCUCCACCGACCAACAGCUGCAGAGGAGCAGGCUUUCCAGCAGCGUCUAGGGAGCUGCUCCUCUUCCCGGCAGGUUUUCACACUGCUGCGCACAGUGGAGAUCAUCUCUGACACCAUGGCUGCAGCAGCACUUCACCGUGUGGCCGACCUGGAGCAGGAGGGUAACUCUUUAAAGGACCCUACAGUGCUGGAGAAGGACACCAUCAUAGCUCUGUGCUUCCAGCUGGAGCAGGACUCUGGGCGUCUGACGGAUGCUGGGCUAAUAUCAGCUCUCCUUGCUUGCACUCGCCUCUUCUUGGAUCCUUGGAGCACGCUGAUGGUACGGCUGGUGUCUGAGAGCCAGGAGAGGCUAGACAGAGGGCAGAUGAGUGUAGGGCAGCUGUGUAUCCUGGGCCAGGCGAUGCUGGCUGUGGAGGGUCCUGGCUGUGUGAUGCUGGAGCAGGUGAUGGAGCAAAUCCAGAAGCAGGAGCCUGCCAAGUGGAGCCUAGCAGAUCUCCUCGCUGCUUAUAGAUUUCUGCAAGGUGGAGUGGGUGAAUAUGGAAAAUUCCGCGAUCUGCUGAACGCCAUGCACACCCACGCCGUGAAAGUCACCUCCCGCAUGGAUCCUCCUGCUGUCAGUGGGCUGCUCAGUGCUCUUGUGACCCUGAACCAGACGCAGGCAAUGCCUCUUGUGAUCAAUCUGUGUAAGCAGGCUGUACGGCAUGUACCUCACUUCACUGAUGAGGAGCUCACAAUUGUGCUUGGGGCCCUAAUGCACUUUGGUCACAGCGAUCAUUACUUUGUGGAGGCAAUGGAAAGGUAUGUGCCCACUAUGGCCUUCACCUCCCACCCAGAAACAGUUACCAAGGUGGUUCAGUUCUUUGGCCGGAGGAACAUCCUGUCCCCGACUGUGUUUGAUGCUGUUGCAGAGAGCUUUGUGUACAGAGCAGACGACUACAGCACCAGCCAGGUAGCCAGGCAGAUCAUGGCUCUCGGAAAACUCGGCUACCUUCCUCCCAACGCUGGCGAGGUAUUCAGGAAAGUUGAAACCAUCCUGCGUACACGCUUUUCACACUUCCAGCCCCGAACGCUGCUUAACCUGCUCCACUCAUGCACCCUGGUGGAGAGGUUCCCUGUUAAUUUUGUAUCCAAAGUUUUCAGCAGUUACUUCCUCCAGCAACUGCAAGAGCAGGGCACAGGAAUGGACCGGAUCGUCCUGGCACAGCUGACCCAGCUCUACAUGACUCUGAAGUUGGAGUGUCCUUUCUAUGAGGGUCCCAGGCUCCUCCCAAAGUACCGCGUCAAGUCUUUCCUCAUGUCUGGACGCUCUCUUGAGACGCCGGUGGACGCACAUCUGUACAACUCUGUGAAAAAUGGACUGGUGGAUUUGCUAGGGGCUCGUUCAUACUUUGGAUCCAAAGUUCUCACACCGUACUGCUACACACUCGAUGUGGAGAUAAAACUUGAUGAAGAGGGAUAUGUGCUGCCUGCCAGUCAUAUUGAUGAAGUAUACAAAAGGAUAGCUCUUUGUAUUGACGGACAAAAGAGGUUCACUACAAACACGAGGCAGCUACUUGGAAAAGAGGCUAUCAAGCAGCGACAUCUGAGGCUUCUGGGAUAUGAAGUUGUUCAGAUUCCUUACUAUGAAUUUGAAAAACUGCAAAACAAGACCGGUGUUGUGGAGUAUCUGCACCAAAGAAUCUUCCCUCACACUUACAGGCUGAGCUGGUGAUGAUACAAAUGAGUAUGCUGUGUCAUUAAAUCAGGGGUCUUUACUUUGGUUGAGCCCUUUCUGGCUUAAAGAAAUCAGUAUUUAUUUUUUCAAAUAAAUGUAAAAAAA
Molecule: messenger RNA, 2284 nt
Organism: Sander lucioperca (pikeperch)
Lineage: Eukaryota; Metazoa; Chordata; Actinopteri; Perciformes; Percidae
Gene: fastkd3
Product: FAST kinase domains 3
Exons: 7
Coding region: 176-2176 (666 amino acids)
Biological process (GO): regulation of mitochondrial mRNA stability; mitochondrial RNA processing
Cellular component (GO): ribonucleoprotein granule; mitochondrial matrix
Molecular function (GO): RNA binding
Source: RefSeq, a predicted model, not a curated record